This is a messenger RNA of Anopheles marshallii, 1425 nucleotides long. RefSeq names its product beta-1,4-glucuronyltransferase 1. The transcript has 4 exons. Gene Ontology annotation, molecular function: glucuronosyltransferase activity. The record is from RefSeq and is a predicted model, not a curated record. The coding region runs from base 1 to 1425 and encodes 474 amino acids. NCBI's taxonomy places the organism in Eukaryota, Metazoa, Arthropoda, Insecta, Diptera, Culicidae.
AUGUUUCAGACAUGCCGCCUCUGGAAUCUCAGUAUUGCGAGCGUGCUAGCGUUAACACUGUCCAAUGUGUUCCUUACGGUGCGGUUGCUGCACAGCGGAGACUGCAACCAGUACAGCAGCGCUGUGGACGAAGGCGUCUCGAUGGUGCCGCGCGCCCCAAUACUGACACCGGCCACCUGCCUCGAGUACGUGCUGGCCGAAAGUCUCGCCAACAGUACGGAUAAGGCCGUCUUCUCCGGGCUGGAUCUCCGGUUGGGACGCUGGGAUACACGCCGUCUGUACAAGGUGUUCGACUUUGCGGUGGUAGGCGAACGAUUCCCAGAACUGUCCGAUAGUUACAGCGUGUGUCUAGCGACACAGAGCUCGCUAGAGAAGAUAUACUCGCUUGUCCAGGUGUCUCAUCACUGGUCCGGACCCAUCUCGACCGCGAUAUUUGCAGCCGGUAACGAUGAGCUGUACCUGCUGCAGAUCUAUCUCUCCUACUUGCGGGCCUGCUUUCGACCGAUCCGGGAGCGGGUUAGCUUUCAUCUGGUGCUGCCAAAGGAGCGCGCUCCAACGCAUCUGAAGAGUGUCCACGUAAGCGAUUUCACCAAGUUCGAUUGUGCCAAACCGGAAGCGACCCUGAACGAUUUGCUCAAGCUGCGCAAACCGGACACGAGCAAGUGGCGCAUCAAGAAUCCGUACCCGCAGAACCAUCUGCGCAAUGUCGCCCGGAAGGGUUGCCAGUGCAGCCACGUGUUUCUGACGGACGUCGAUAUUGUGCCGAGCGUUAACUUUGCCGAGCAGCUGGACAAGUUUCUGCGGAAGCAGAAACCCCACCAUCUGACGGCGUUCGUAGUGCCGACGUACGAGCUGGACGAGCGGGUACGGUUCCCGCGCAACAAGACUGACCUCAUACGGCUGGCAAACAAGGGCCUGGCGCGUCCGUUCCAUCACAAGGUGUUUAUCUACAACCAGUUUGCGACGAACUUUUCCCGGUGGCAGGCAGACGUUUCCGAAAGCGACGAAACGAAGGUGUCGCACAAUGUGACGAACUUUGAGUUUCUUUAUGAACCGUUUUAUGUUGCACCCGACACGGUACCGCCGCAUGAUGAGCGUUUCCUUGGUUACGGUUACACGCGCAAUACGCAGGUGUACGAAAUGUUUGUGGCAGGCUAUCAGUUCCAGGUGCUGACGCCCCUGUUUACCGUGCACUGGGGCCUGCAGAACAAAAAGAGCCGACCGGCGUGGCGCGAACGUCAGAACAACGUCAAUCGCAAGUACUUCGAGGUGUUUAAGCGCGAAGUGUUUGCACGCUACCACAAGGAUCCGCUGCGAAUGCUGCUGCCGAAGAAGUCCCCGAAACAGCAGCACGGACCGGGUGCGGUCGGUCCGGGUAUGGCCGGUGGGGCCGUUGUUGCGGUCGGUGCGGGGGAGAAGCAUUAG